AUGGUGCACCGCCGCCCGGUGAUCAUCAGCCCUAUCUACCUCAACAGCCCUGCCACCCAAUAUUGGGUUGGAUGCUACAACGACAGUUUCUGGGAUGUGUACAGCGAAGACAACUUUGCCGAUCCCAGCUACUUUGUUAGCAUCGAUCGCCGGGCCAAGGCAUUCAGCGCAUUCAAGCAGUCGGCUGAAAGCGGAUUCGUCUCCUCGCAGUUCAACCUCGGCCUCUAUUACGAAAAUGGAAUCGGCACCGAGGUCAACCUCGAGCAGGCACUCUAUUGGUACAGCAAGGCGAGCGACCAUGGACACCCCGAGUCCCAGCGAAGGCUGUUUGUGCUUUCGUCCACGAAUGCCGUAUCCAACAGUGCCGAAGCACAGUUCCUUCUCGGCCGAUGCUUUGAGGAGGGCUUUGGUACCUCCGUCGACAUCAAAGCGGCUUUGCAUAGGUACCGCAAUGCCAGUUCGCACGGACACGCACAAGCCAAGAUUGCAAUCUUCAAACUUGUUGCGCGGGCGGCGCAGGAUGGCGCCACGACUCGCGUGCCAUACCUCGGAUGGUGCUAUGAGCACGGAGCCGGUGUUCAGAAGGAUGGCCAAGAGGCCUUCUGGGUAUACAAAUGUGGCGCCGAGGAAGAGGACGUCGAGUCGCUGUUCCAGCUGGCUCGCUGCUAUGAGAAGGGCAUCGGAACAACCAUCCAUCGCGAGAGGGCCAUCGGCUUUUACCAAAAGGCUGCGAGCCACAAGCACGAGCAGGCCACGCAGGCUCUCAAGCGCCUCGAUCCUACUGGAUCGCGCCGCACCAUGAGGAAGCUGGGAACCAUGCUCAACUUGCUGCCGUCCAAGUGA
This is a messenger RNA of Polychytrium aggregatum, 843 nucleotides long. RefSeq lists its product as uncharacterized. Bases 1 to 843 code for a protein of 280 amino acids. The transcript is spliced from 2 exons. The record is from RefSeq and is a predicted model, not a curated record. Gene Ontology annotation, molecular function: protein binding. NCBI's taxonomy places the organism in Eukaryota, Fungi, Chytridiomycota, Chytridiomycetes, Polychytriales.